UGAAUGGUGGCAGUACACAUGGGGCCAACGUGUUGGGCCUACGUAUAUUACUUGCUCUGUGAUUACUUGCUCUGUGCUUGUUAUCAGUAUAUAUUACUUUCCUCUAUGCUUGUUAUUUCUAGUUUUUGAAAAUGAGUGAUUUGCCGUAUCAAGUUGAAUAUGCGAAAUCUGGCAGAGCAUCAUGUAAAGUUUGUCAACAGAAGAUAGAUCAGGGGGCUUUACGAAUAGCUAUCAUGGUUCAGUCUGCAUUCCAUGAUGGGAAGCAACCAAAUUGGCAUCAUGAAGAAUGUUUUUUCAAAAAGAAGUGUCCAACAAGUAUUGCUGAAAUUUCAAACUUCAAUAAACUAACACAUAAUGACCAGAAAAAAAUUAAAGAAAAAAUUGGUGGAUCCUCUAGUGGAGUGGUUUUACCCACAGAUAAGGGAAAGAAAGGCAAGGGAACUAAGAGAGGCAAGGAAAGUAAAACUGUUCAAACCGGCCUCUCCAAUUAUACAAUUGAAUAUGCUAAGUCCAGCAAAUCUACCUGCAAACACUGUGAUAUAAAAAUUUGUAAGGAUGAAGUCAGAGUUGCCAAAAUAGAAUAUGAUCCUAGGUAUGGUGAGGCACCAGCAUGGCAUCAUGUUAAGUGUUUUGCUGAAAGGAAGGCUGAAUUGUUGUUCCUAGCUGGUGGAGAAGACAUUCCAGGAUUUGUUAAACUUAGUAAGGAAGACCAAAAAAUGGUUAAAGAUGAAAUAAAAGCUUCAAAUCUGGACGAAGUUCCAGUGAAAAAAUUAAAAGCAGAAGCAAAAGAUGCAGCAGAAAUAAAACAAGAGAAAGAAUUAGAAAAGAAAUUAGAGAAACAAAAUAAAUUGUUUCACAAAUACAGAAACUUGCUCAGUGAGUUAAGCAAGACUGACUUGCAUGAACUACUUGAAAAAAACUCACAAAAAAUCCUAAAAGGCACAGAUGAGUGUCUGGAUCAUCUGGCUGACAUAAUGGCGUUUGGAGCACUGCAGCCAUGUCGAGAAUGCAAGCAGGGGCAGUUAAUUCUUGAUACAUUCCAUUAUAAAUGCACAGGUAAUAUAAGUGAAUGGACUAAAUGUAUCUAUACAACUACAAAUCCUAAAAGGGCUAAAAUGGUUGUACCGGCACCAUAUAAAGGCGGCUCAGUGUUUAAAAGCUACAAACCUAAAGUGGGGGAGCGAGUAUUCGAGGUUGCUCCACCGCCAGCUAUAGUCGUCGUCAAGAAAGAGGAGCCAGAGAGUGAAAAAACUGUCCCUCAUCUACCUUUAAAGAAUCUCCAAUUUUUCUUAUAUGGAAAAUUUAAGGCUCUAAAAGAGGAAGUUCAAAAUCGUGUAUUAAAAAUGGGAGGUCUUGUUGUGUCUAAAUUGACUGAGACAACUGCGGCUGUUAUAUCCACAAAGACAGAUGUCGAAAAUAUGCCCAGGAAAAUGGAAGAAAUCCAGGAUCAAGAUAUUGAAGUUGUGGAUGAAACAUUCUUGGAUCAAAUUGACCCCAAAACGGGCACCGUCACAGAAACGUUAGAACUUAUCAAACAACAUAAUAUUGCUCCUUGGGGGUCUGAUCCAACAAAACGAGUACCGCAAGAUGUAAUCGACGGAAAAUCCAUAGAGUUAAUAUCUGGAAGCAUGUAUGCAAAGUCAAAAUCAUCCAAACAAAAGAUUAAAAUUAAAGGUGGUACGGCCGUAGACCCGGACUCGGGUCUAGCGGACAAAGCACACGUGUAUACAGACAGAUCGGGGGAUAAGUUCACAGUGGUGCUGGCCAAGACUGACGUAGUCGCGGGAAAGAAUUCCUUCUACAAGCUGCAAGUGUUGGAGGCUGAUGAUAAUGAGAAAUAUUGGUUGUUCCGAGCGUGGGGUCGUAUUGGUACACCUAUAGGCGGUACCAAAGUAGAGGAUUGUAAAACUUUAUAUGAUGCCACUGAUAAGUUCAGAGACCUGUAUAUGGAGAAAACCCAGAAUGAUUGGAAGAAACGAAAAGAUUUUGUAAAGGUGCCAGAAGCAUAUUACCCCAUUGAUAUGGAUUACGGUGAAGAAAAAAUAAAGAAACUAAAAGUGGACAAGAACAGUAGCCUCCCAAUGCCAGUGCAAAAUCUCGUUAAGAGGAUAUUCGACGUUGACACCAUGAUAAAGACUCUGCUAGAGUUUGAGCUUGAUACAGAAAAGAUGCCUUUAGGAAAACUAUCCAAGAAGCAAAUUAAAUCUGGAUAUAAUGUUUUAUCUAAGCUUCUUAGAAAUAUUCAGAAUGGCAGGGCAAAUAACAGUGAAAUUGUAGAUGCUACGAACAGGUUUUAUACUCUUAUUCCACAUAACUUUGGUACGAAUAAUCCUCCGCUGCUGGACAGCGUAGACGUAAUCUCCAAUAAAAUACAGAUGCUUGAUAACUUACUCGAAAUUGAAAUUGCCUAUAGUCUUAUGCAAUCAGAUGUAAAUAGCACUUGUCCAAUUGAAGCUCAUUAUAAGAAACUGAAAACAGAUAUAGAGCCUAUCGCCAAGGAUAGUGAGGAAUUCAAGAUGAUAAAUGAAUACAUUAAGAACACGCACGGUUCCACGCACUCUAAUUAUAAACUCGAACUUCAAGAGGUUUUUAAAGUAGUGCGUGAAGGCGAAAAGGACCGCUUCGAGCCUUUCCGAGAGUUUCACAACAGGCGGCUUCUGUGGCACGGCUCCAGAACUACCAACUACGCUGGAAUUCUCUCACAAGGUCUUCGCAUAGCGCCUCCAGAAGCGCCCGUGACGGGUUACAUGUUCGGCAAAGGUAUCUACUUCGCCGACAUGGUGUCCAAGUCGGCGAACUACUGCUGCGCAAACAGAGCCAGCUCCGUGGGUCUGAUGCUGCUGAGUGAAGUGGCUCUUGGUGAUAUGAAAGAGUGCAUGAAAGCGGAGUACGUAACCAAACUACCGAGCGGCAAGAACUCAGUAUGGGGCGUUGGUCGCGAGCAGCCUGACCCGACCCAGAACAAGGUGCUAGACGAUGGUGUUAUUGUGCCCUUGGGAAAACCAAUAGAGAACCCGGUGCAGUGCAAACUGCAGUACAACGAAUUUAUCGUAUACAACGUGGCUCAAGUUAACAUCAAAUAUCUGUUGCAGAUCAAAUUUAGGUUUUACUAAUACCAAAACAAUUGUGUCACAAUAAUUAUAAUUGUAUGUGUGCUAUUGAUUCGCCGUUACGAUUCAAAUAUUUAAACCAAAAUAUAUUUCAAAUACUAUUCAAUUCUAAUUGUUUGUGAAGUAAAUUUACAAAUACUUGUACUUGUGUGAUGUCCCUAUUUCUCUUCAGUUAAAGAGUGCCUGAAGGCGGUUUAUUAUGUAGUUUGUACGAAUUGUUAAGUUUUGUUUAGUAUUACUAUUAGGCGAUCUUCACACUGCCCCGCAUCAUGCUGCAUAUUGCGUGUCGACGCACAUACGCGCGUUCCUGUGGGAGUGCAGAUCUGCAUCAUCGUGCGGGUUUUUUGCGCCCUCACGCGCGUAGGUGCGUUUGUAGAUUCACGCACGGCGGCUCUCAUUUAUUCGCCGUUCUCUGUGGUGGUCGUGCAAUACUGAGCAUCACGACGCGCGGCACUGCGGGAUUCGGUGUGCCAUACCUUGCGUCUCGCCCCGCACCUACGCGCGGGGGUGCAUGUUUCUCCGCGUGUAUGCGCGUGAUCCGCAUGAACGCGCGUGGUUGCAUUUUCAGUGUGUUGGACUGUGCGUGUUUUCUAUACAAACGGAGAUACUUACAAGUAACGUUAAACACGCAGUCACGCAACAUGCAGCGUGGUGCGGGGCAGUGUGAAGAUCGCCUUAUGGCAGCAAAAUCACAAUAUUUAUAUGUAAUAAGUGUUUUGGUUCUCUGAAGUUGUAUUUCAUUACAAUAUUAUGUAAAUUGGAAAUUGAAUCUUUCAAAUAAUAUUGUGAACGUGUUUUAUUAAUACAGUUGAUUAUGUUUUGUUUA
Messenger RNA from Colias croceus (clouded yellow), 3936 nucleotides. Its product is annotated as poly [ADP-ribose] polymerase-like. Lineage: Eukaryota; Metazoa; Arthropoda; Insecta; Lepidoptera; Pieridae. Gene Ontology annotation, cellular component: nucleus. The transcript is spliced from 20 exons. Gene Ontology annotation, molecular function: NAD binding; DNA binding; NAD+ poly-ADP-ribosyltransferase activity. The record is from RefSeq and is a predicted model, not a curated record. Bases 132 to 3113 code for a protein of 993 amino acids.